Molecule: messenger RNA, 1886 nt
Organism: Callorhinchus milii (elephant shark)
Lineage: Eukaryota; Metazoa; Chordata; Chondrichthyes; Chimaeriformes; Callorhinchidae
Product: transcriptional enhancer factor TEF-1
Exons: 13
Coding region: 185-1456 (423 amino acids)
Biological process (GO): hippo signaling; regulation of transcription by RNA polymerase II; embryonic organ development
Cellular component (GO): transcription regulator complex
Molecular function (GO): DNA-binding transcription factor activity, RNA polymerase II-specific; RNA polymerase II cis-regulatory region sequence-specific DNA binding
Source: RefSeq, a predicted model, not a curated record
UACACACACUUCCCCCAAACCCUUCUCAUCUGCCUCUUGGAGAGAGAGUCCCAACACUUUUUUUAUUUUACACUGUAAGCUCCUCUGAUCGCCCUCCAAGCAGCAGCUUGGAGACGACCCGGCCACAAAGAUUGACACCAACGGCUGGAGCGAGGGCGGGAGCCCCGACCCCGACUCCGAGACCAUGAGCGACUCCAUCGACAAGAGCCUGGACAGCGACGCCGAAGGGGUGUGGAGCCCCGACAUCGAGCAGAGCUUCCAGGAGGCCCUGGCUAUCUAUCCGCCCUGCGGUCGACGCAAGAUCAUCCUGUCGGACGAGGGAAAGAUGUACGGGCGUAACGAGUUGAUAGCCAGAUACAUCAAGCUCCGGACUGGGAAAACGCGGACGAGAAAACAGGUAUCGAGUCACAUACAAGUCCUUGCCCGGAGGAAAUCACGUGAGAUUCACAGCAAGUUAAAGGCAAUCAAUAUGGAUCAGUCAGCGAAGGACAAGGCCCUGGCAAGCAUGGCUGCCAUGUCAUCUGCACAGAUCGUCUCAGCGACAGCCAUUCAGAGCAAGCUGGGCAUGCCCAGCCUUUCCCGACCUCCUUUUCCCACUGCAGCUACUGGGACGCCCGAGUUCUUCCAGUUCUGGCCGGGGGCAGUCACGUCGGGACAACCAAGCUCCUCCCAAGAUGUGAAGCCUUUCAUCCAACAACCGUUCCCUCUUCAGGCGAGUGUCAGCCACACCCCCGUCUCAGGUUACGACGGCCCCCCCACGGGCCUUUCCUCGGCCCCCUCCGGACCUGCCUGGCAGGGGCGCUGCAUCGGGACACCCAAAAUCCGGCUGGUGGAAUUCUCGGCUUUUAUGGAGCAGCAACGGGAUCCGGAAUCUUACAACAAACACCUUUUUGUGCACAUCGGCCAGUCCAGCCCGUCGUACAACGACGCUCUGCUGGAGUCGGUCGACAUUCGCCAAAUCUACGACAAGUUUCCCGAGAAGAAAGGGGGUCUGAAGGAGCUGUUUGAGAAAGGGACGCCCAACACCUUCUUCCUGGUGAAGUUCUGGGCCGACCUCAGCAUUAAUAUUCAGGACGAUGCGGGGAUGUUUUACGGUGUGACCAGCCAGUACGAGAGUGCGGAGAAUAUGACAGUCACCUGCUCCUCCAAGGUCUGCUCCUUUGGCAAACAAGUGGUAGAGAAAGUGGAAACGGAAUACGCCCGGUUUGAGAACGGUCGCUUUGUGUACCGGAUCCACCGUUCCCCCAUGUGCGAGUAUCUGAUCAACUUCAUCCACAAACUCAAACAGCUCCCGGAGAAGUACAUGAUGAACAGCGUUCUGGAGAACUUCACCAUCUUGCAGGUGGUCACAAAUCGCGACACCCAAGAGCUGCUCCUAUGCGUCGCGUACGUCUUCGAGGUGUCGACCAGUGAGCACGGCGCCCAACACCACAUCUAUAAACUGGUGAAGGACUAGACCAACACCCGAAACCCUUCACUCACUCAAACACACACACUACUGUCCAAAUGAGUGGCCUCUUUGACUCCUCUGACGGGGCCCCUCUGUUGAGGGGGAAGCCCAGCUCUAGACUGAACGAGGCCCAGAAAGUCAGGGCAGACUUUGAAGAGCGUUCAAACCCGUCUGGCAGCUGGGGCUUCGUAACAGGCAGCCAUCCGCUGGUACCAGCCUUCAGCCUUGCCGAGUCUCCGAGAGUUAAUGCAUCCUGGCUGCCCCAAACCUCGGGCCACAAUUCAAUCGGGGGAUAAGGUAUAUGAUACGAUACGAUACGCGAACGUGCCGGAGAGAGCACCUGGGUUCAACUCGGGGGAAUUAGAAUUCUUCUCUUGAUUUUACUUUCAAAACCUUUUUCUUUUUUAAAAAAAAAGAAAGUUUUCUCCCUUCUGAC